Molecule: messenger RNA, 1026 nt
Organism: Pisolithus orientalis
Lineage: Eukaryota; Fungi; Basidiomycota; Agaricomycetes; Boletales; Pisolithaceae
Product: N-terminal nucleophile aminohydrolase
Exons: 12
Coding region: 1-1026 (341 amino acids)
Source: RefSeq, a predicted model, not a curated record
AUGUGCCGCUUCGUCAUCUACAAGGGUACCUCCCCCGUACAAUUAUCCCAUCUUUUGACUCGGCCGUGCCAUUCCAUCAUCAAUCAGGCAUUUGACUCCCGGCUACGCUUAGACCGCCGGAGACCCAUAAACGGAGACGGCUUUGGUGUCGGUUGGUAUGACACAGUAUACGACGAGGAGCUAGGUAGUCAGCCCUGCAUAUUCACUUCGGUGACUCCGGCAUGGAACAACGCUAAUCUUAUCCGGCUCGCCGAGAAGAUCAAAUCUCCCCUUGUAUUUGGGCACGUAAGAGCCACUACGGCUGGAUCACUAUCUCUAGAUAAUUGCCACCCAUUUGUGUUUGGAAAGAUUAUGUUCAUGCAUAACGGGGGAAUCGCAGAUUUCCAUCUCAUAAAGCGGAAGCUGCAGUCGGGCCUAUCUGACGAAGUUUUCAAUACAGUGCAGGGGAAUACAGACUCGGAAUGGGCCUUCGCACUGUUUUUGUCUAAGCUUCCCAACCCUCAUGCCAAAUCGUUCACGCCGCAGGUGCUACAGCAAGCCAUGCUCAACACGAUCUCAGCUCUUAACAGCUACGCUGAAGAGGCUGGUAUCACCGAGCCCAGCCUUAUGAACUUCUGCGUAACCGAUGGCGAAAGUGUGGUGGCCACGCGAUAUAUUUCGUCCCGCCAGGACGAAGCUGCUUCUUUGUGGUUCUCUUCUGGGACUACCUUCAGUGAAUAUAUGACGGGAGGCCAUUAUAAAAUGACCAAGGCUGAUAAGCGUGAAAACAUUAUCAUGAUUGCAAGCGAGCCGCUGACAUUCGAGAAAGCUGAUUGGAUGGAAAUACGGACGAAUAACAUGGUGGUCAUCACACCCAAGAUGAACUUUCUGCAAAUACCGAUCAUUGACAAGUUCUACGUCUCACCUUCCGAUCCGGCGGCACUUAACAGGGGAACGGACUUCGCCGCCGCCAAAGGUCUCCUCAGUCCCCGGAAUUCCCUCGCCCCCGUGCAAGGCAGAGAACCUGCACCUCAGAUAGUUAUAUAG